Molecule: messenger RNA, 2357 nt
Organism: Acanthochromis polyacanthus (spiny chromis)
Lineage: Eukaryota; Metazoa; Chordata; Actinopteri; Pomacentridae
Gene: dennd6b
Product: DENN/MADD domain containing 6B
Exons: 20
Coding region: 85-1818 (577 amino acids)
Cellular component (GO): recycling endosome
Molecular function (GO): guanyl-nucleotide exchange factor activity
Source: RefSeq, a predicted model, not a curated record
GGGGCUCCAUCCGCCUGCGCCGGUGCAGCUGAUGGAGGACCGGAGGAUGCGCCGCCGAGCCGUCGGAGCUCCGACCAGGUCGAGAUGAACCCGUUCGACGGCUUCGGUUCCCCGCGAUACGACGGGGCGGAGGAGGCUGCGGACGGCGGGGACAGCCGCUGCCCCUGGGCCCGCUUCUCCUCCUGGCUGGAGUGCGUCUGUGUCGUUACCUUCGACCUGGAGCUGGGGCAAGCCAUCGAGCUGGUUUAUCCUCAGGAUGUGAAACUCACUGAGAAAGAGAAAACCAGCAUCUGCUACCUGUCCUUCCCAGACUCCUACUCAGGAUGCCUCGGGGACACGCAGUUCAGCUUCCGGCUCCGUCAGUCGGUCGGCCGCAGAGCGUCCAAGCUCAGAGACGACGUCUACAACAGGGACGCUCCGGUGGCGCUACAGAGGGAAUCGGCUCAUUUCUUCGGUUACGUCUAUUUCCGACAGGUGAAGGACGUCUCUGUGAAGAGAGGAUACUUCCAGAAGUCCCUGGUGCUCGUGUCCAGGCUGCCCUACACUCACCUGUUCCACUCGCUGCUGCAGAUCAUUGCACCUGAGUUCUUCGAGAAGCUGGAGCCCUGCCUCGAAGCAGUGUGUAACGAGAUCGACCAGUGGCCUUCGCCCGUACCUGGACUGACCCUCAACCUGCCUGUGAUGGGUGUUGUCUUACAGGUGAGGAUUCCUUCAAAAGCCGAUAAACCAGGAGGAAGUCCAGUCCGACAGACGGCCAAAGAGAACCUCCUGCCGGCUCCAACGGUGCUGCCGACCAUACAUGAGCUGGACCUGUUCAGGUGUUUCCAGUCGGUUCUGAUCCACCUGCAGAUGCUCUGGGAGCUCACGCUGCUCGGGGAGCCGGUGGUCGUCAUGGCGCCGUCCCCCACCGUCUCCUCGGAAACCGUGCUGGCUCUCGUCAGCUCCAUUAGUCCUCUGAAGUUCUGCUGCGACUUCCGUCCGUAUUUCACCAUCCAUGACAGCGAGUUCAGAGAGUACACCACCAGGACACAGGCCCCACCAAACGUGGUUCUGGGCGUCACCAACCCGUUUUUCAUCAAAACCUUUCAGAACUGGCCUCAUAUCGUCCGGCUGGGAGAGAUCAGGAUGGCAGGUGAUUUACCCAAACAGGUGAAGGUGAAGAAGCUCUCCAAGCUGAAGACACUCGACACCAAACCAGGGAUCUACACGGCCUACAAGACAUUUCUACACAAAGACAAGAUCCUCAUCAAACGACUGCUGAAGGGCAUCCAGAGGAAGAGACCGUCUGAGGUCCAGAGCGCCAUCCUGAGGAGACACCUGCUGGAGCUCACACAGAGCUUCAUCAUCCCAUUGGAGCGGUACAUGGCGAGCCUGAUGCCGCUGCAAAGGUCGGUGACGCCCUGGAAGACUCCUCCCCAGAUUCGUCCCUUCAGUCAGGAUGAGUUCAUGUCCACUCUGGACCACACUGGGCCUCAGCUCACCUCCAUGCUCAAAGGCGAUUGGAUGGGACUGUACAGGAAGUUCUUCAGGUCUCCAAACUUUGACGGCUGGUAUCGUCAACGACACAAAGAGAUGACGCAGAAACUGGAGAGUCUUCACCUGGAGGUGGUCUGUGAGGCGGACCUGCUGGGUUGGACCAAAGACAAGUCGGAGGUGGAAAUUGUGGAUCUGAUUCUGAAGCUCAGAGAGAAGUUGAUUAAAGCGCGCCGACAGCAGCUGCAGGUGAAGGACGGAGUUCUGGACAAACUGGACUCUUUUAUAGACUCCAUCAUCGGAUCGCUGCCUGAAGACCUGCAGACCGUCCUCAGCGCACACUGACACACACACACACACACACACACACACACACACACACACACACACACACACACUGACUCAUGAUGCCUUCACUGACCUCACACCUGAAUGAAAAUGUUCAAACCUCUGAAUGUCACAGCAACUAACAUCAUCACAAGUUUUGUACCAGACUUUAUUCUCCUAACAUUUCCACUAAAUAUCGACUUUAUUCUUCCAGUAUUCCAAAUGUAUUAUUUCCCUUCAAAUAUUACAUCUUAAAAUCAAUGAGAUUCCCCAAAUUUAAAGUCUCUUCGCCUGAAAAUUGGACCUUUAGUGGAAUAUUUAGACUUUAUUCUCGAUGUAAUGAGUGAAUUUUCCUGCCCUGAUUCUCCGUUAAACAUUAAAGUCGAUGUGAUUGAGAUUCUUCACGUCUGUGUGCUUUAAAACCUUCUGUCGGUUAAAUGAGAAGCUGCAGAAGUUUCUGUUCCCAGACUGAAUGUAACACCAAUAAUUUACCUCUAUGUUCCCACUUUCACAAACUGUAAAUAACUUUUGCUUUGAAAAGUAAAAGCUGAAUCAUU